AUGGCGAAACAUGUGACGGAAUUAAGUACAUCAGAGUCUCAUUCGUUGCUGGAUGAGUCGAAAAAUGGAAGUCAGUGUGAGGAUGAUGCGAGACAAACUGCUUUGCCUCAAAAGGAUGCAAUUCUGGAAGCCUCGAAGCAACAAUUGGAGCAUGGCGAGUUGUCUAAAAUGAGCUCAAAUGGUGCCAAAUCAGCUCAUGAGGACAACUCAGACGAAUAUUCUGUUCAAUUUUCAGCAGCGCAGUUGAAAGUUAAGAUAGCACAAGCAAAGCAUGAUACGAAACUAAUAGCAGACGCUGAGGUGCUUCAAUUAAAAAAGGAGCUUGUGGAACAGCGAUAUCAAGUGACUGACAGAGAGCGCGAGCGAGAUAAAGCGAUGAGACGUUGCGAAGCUUUGCAGAUGCAAUUAGAUGCUGUGUUACUUGAACAUAAGAAGACGCUGCUUGGUAUGUGUGAAGAUGUGCAGCUAGAGAAAUUGCUGGCAACUAUAGAAAUGGAAAAAGGGUCACGACAGAAAUUAAAGGAAGCUUUUACAAGGCAACAACAAACUUUAACUUUAGCACAAGAGCGAGUUGAAAAGCUAAGCGUGCAAGUCGCUCAAUACCAAAAGACAGAAACGGUCUUGGCACAAUCUGUCGCACACUUGCAGUAUCGAUUUGCCAGUAAAGAUCAACUUCGCGCAGCAACAGUAGAGCAAGAACAGCGUAAGCUCAUUGAUCAACAUGAACUGGAAAUGAAAAAUCUUCGUGAAGAGCUGGUGAUAGCGCAGAGAAAUGAAAAAGUGGCACAAGACCAAUUGCAGUUGAAACAACUAGAACUUAAGACUUUGCAUGAGAGCAAGCAGCAAGAACUUGCGUCUCAAGAAAGAAUACAAUCACUCGAGUGUAAAAUUACACAACUUGAGACUGAAAAAGCAGUUCUUCUAAGCAAGACGGAGCAAAUACAGAAGGCAGAUGCUCAACUUCGAAGUCAAAUCCACGCUCAAAGCGAAGAAAUUACAACAUUGCACCAAGAGAUAGAGACUUUACAACGUAGCAACAAAGAGCUAGGGGAGAUUGCAAGCGAUUUGCUUCAAGUAGCUGAGCGACAACACGCAGAAAAUGAGAGUAGAGACUUUGGUGAAACGCAUGCACAAGAUGGAAUUUAUCUGCAGAAGCGCAAAAAGCGUUUACGUGUGUCUCUCGGCUAA
Messenger RNA from Plasmopara halstedii, 1188 nucleotides. RefSeq lists its product as uncharacterized. The record is from RefSeq and is a predicted model, not a curated record. The transcript has a single exon. Lineage: Eukaryota; Oomycota; Peronosporomycetes; Peronosporales; Peronosporaceae. The coding region runs from base 1 to 1188 and encodes 395 amino acids.